AUGGUGAAGUCAUAUUUGCGCUACGCGCUGCAGGACAGCUUUGGUACUAUUACAUCUAGAGUAUGUAGAAGCGUGUUCGCCUUAUCGCAGGAUUAUGUGAUCACCGGUCAUGAUGAGCGGGUGAGCAUCUGGAAUUGCCGAACAGCCGAAGCCAAGGUACAUUUCGAAUGUAAACCUAACGAUCUCCAAGCUCCAUCUGACGUCACAUGUUUCACAUGCUCAGAUGUUAACGAAAGAUGGCUAUAUGUUGGCUAUGCUGACGGUUCUAUUCGUAGGUUCCAACGACCGGAAUCUUUAGUCAAUGAGUCUGUAUCUGUGUUGAACGAAGAUUUUCAAGUCCAUGGACAUAAGAGCGCUGUGACCUGCUUGGCCCUUAGUCCUUCCCAACAGCUACUUGCCUCUGGUUCACAAGAUUGCUGUGUUAUCAUUUGGGAUACAACUAGUGAUUUAGGUUUAUUUCGACUUGAGGGUCAUCGUAAUGAAGUUACAGAUUUGCGUUUCGUACGCCAUAGCACAGGUUCCGAGUUGCAAUUAAAAGCACGUAAACUUGGAGUUGAAAAAGCUACUUUAAGGCAUGGGGAUGACAUUUUAGGGUUCUUGGUUAGUGUCUCCAAGGACUGCAUUAUACGUAUAUGGGACUUGACAUCACAACUUUGUAUCCAGACGGUGAUACACUCCACAGCUGAGCUCUACGGUCUAGCUGUGAAUAGUAAUGAGUCACGUAUGUACGUCGCAGGAGCAGAAAACCGUAUCCGUUGCUAUAAGUUGGAUUUGUCAGGUACUGAAAAGGAUGAAAGUUCAACAUACGAAAUACCACUAUACGCUAAAGAACUACCAGCUCUUAACCGUCAUGAGACACAUGGCAGAUGUAAACAAUUGUGUAUCAUGUACCCGAGUGCAAAGGAAGAAGCCUCUGCAACUUCACGUCGAUCCUCAGCUAAGCCGUCGGUUGAAGCCGAGGGUAAGGAAAUUGAAAUAGACCAAAAAGGAAUGCUACUAUGUAUAACCAGUACUUUUGUGGUAUUCUACCGGUUAUACGACUCUUCGGAGGCAGCGAAACGGCGUAAAAGACGUCAAAAGCGUGUUCUGGAGAAACAACGUGCACGUUGUAACAAGUUACGUGAAGCUGUAGCAUCAACAGGUCGUGUGGCAACACAAGAGUUUGACUCUUUGGAGUCUGAAAUAUCGCAUCUAGAAUACUUGCUAAGUGGGUUCAAUCCGGUUGAACCACUGGAUCCUUUUGAAGCACCAACAGAAACCCGCUCAAGUGACCAUGCUGCUACUGACGAGAUUACCUACAUGUUUGCAUUGAACACAUUUGAACGUGUAUCGUCAUUUCAAUUGUUUUCUGGAGGGUUCGUUAUUGGUCACUCAAGUAACAGUAUCAGUGUCUGGCGUGUUAAAGUGCAGCGUUUAUUAUGUGGUAAAAUAACGGACGAUGACGAUGACAUGGAGUCAUUGGUAUCGCAUUGUCAACGGGUACACUUUUUGGAUAUAGUCGGUCAUCCUAGUUCCAUAUUAGGUUUGUGCGUGUCGCCAAAUGACAUGAUGUUACUAUCAUUUUCGAGUGAAUCUACGAAAGUGUGGAAUAGUCACACUCGUCAUUGUGUGAGAACGGUUGAAACGAAAGCUGUCACUUGCGCAUACUUCGUUGCUGGCAACCGUCAUGCGAUUCUAGGUACCGCUAACGGUGAGCUGUUAGUGCUUUACCUGGAGACUUGCGAGGUAUAUGAGGUACACAAAGAGUCUCCUGACCUUUCUAAGCGAUCUUCUGCUUUGGAUGUAGUGGCGCUUUGCGAACAUCCUGAUCACGCAACGUUUGCUGCGGCAUUCCGGGAUCGCUGCGUGAAACUGUUCCAGUAUGUUUUGAAGAAGAAAGGCAACCAUGAAGUGCUGACUGUCAAGGAAGUGUCAUCCGUGGCAUUGCCGGACCACCCGACGGACGUCCGGUACUCCACUGACGGUAGUCUAUUGGCAAUUGCAUUGCAGGACAGUACUAUCCAGACAUUCUACACUGAUAGUCUUAAACCGUUCCUUUCGUUAUACGGUCACAAACUUCUGGUCACCUCUAUCGACAUAUCUUCUGAUGGUGCAUUGCUGGCAUCCAGUUCUUUGGACAAGACAGUAAAGAUUUGGGGGCUAGAUUUCGGUAACAUCCGCCGCUCGUUGCUAGCCCAUUCUGGUGCCGUUAUAUGUUGCCGUUGGAUCAGUGGUACUCAUUAUUUGAUAACUACGGGUCUCGAUGCCUUGAUCAAAUUGUGGGACUGUGAUACAUAUGAGCUUAUUUGCCAAUUACGUGUACACAGCUCACCCGUUCGUUCACUUGCAGUGAGUAGUGAUGCUCACUUUUUUGUGAGUGCUUCGGAUGACAGUACUAUCCGUUUUUGGUUUCGUACUGAUGAGCAGAUAUUUUUAUCUGAGGAACGUGAGAAGGAGCUUGAUUAUCAGCUUGAGCAUGAAGCUGUUCGUGACGAUCUUAACCAAGCUAUUCCUGUAGACCGGAGUGCUUUGAUGAACAAGGCUAGCCGUAAAACAGUGGAAUCUGUUAAGGCUACUGAAGAUUUGAUUCGUGUGAUCGAUGAUGCUGAGGAAUAUCGUCAGGCUCUAGAAGACUAUAAACAUCGGUUGGAAGAGUACGAGGCUAUGAGUCGUAACAAGGACGGUAUUUCUAAAUAUGGUAUGCCUGAUGGAGCAAUGCCAGAGGAGCCUGAUGCCCCGUUGGAACUAUUUAACCGUACCCCUACAGAACAUGUGAUGAUGGCUGUCAGCGGAUUAAGCCAUAACGUGAUCCAUGAGGUAUUGAUAGCACUUCCAUUUAUUUAUGCUGAGAAGUUAUUGAACUACAUUGUGACAAGUUUGGAGUCGUACAAUAGUCUCCGCGAUGGUGGCAAAACAAAUUUGUAUAGCAUGGAGAUGUCCUGCAAGACAGCUCUUUUGUUAAUACAGAUAUACUUUCGUCAGUUUUUUUCUCAACGGCAUCAGCGACCUUUAAUAGCACGUUUGGAGAAGCUGUUGCCACCGGCACUUCAACAUGAACUGGAUCGCAUGUUGCUUAAUAAGGCGGCUUUGGAGUAUAUGAGGGGUCUUUUGGAUACUGACGAUUUGAGUAAACGGUUACGUGAGCUUUAG
Messenger RNA from Babesia sp. Xinjiang, 3129 nucleotides. Its product is annotated as WD repeat-containing protein 3. Gene Ontology annotation, cellular component: small-subunit processome; Pwp2p-containing subcomplex of 90S preribosome. The coding region runs from base 1 to 3129 and encodes 1042 amino acids. Gene Ontology annotation, biological process: maturation of SSU-rRNA. NCBI's taxonomy places the organism in Eukaryota, Apicomplexa, Aconoidasida, Piroplasmida, Babesiidae. Gene Ontology annotation, molecular function: protein binding; snoRNA binding. The record is from RefSeq and is a predicted model, not a curated record. The transcript has 3 exons.